Molecule: messenger RNA, 1781 nt
Organism: Cottoperca gobio
Lineage: Eukaryota; Metazoa; Chordata; Actinopteri; Perciformes; Bovichtidae
Gene: ogfod2
Product: 2-oxoglutarate and iron-dependent oxygenase domain containing 2
Exons: 7
Coding region: 94-1146 (350 amino acids)
Molecular function (GO): oxidoreductase activity, acting on paired donors, with incorporation or reduction of molecular oxygen; L-ascorbic acid binding; iron ion binding
Source: RefSeq, a predicted model, not a curated record
AGCUAACAGCCGUGUAGCAUGUCAGUUGGUGUCAACAUUAUUUCUAGGUUUGUGUUCGUGUUAUAUUAAAGUAUUUCCUUUUACACGGUAACAAUGACACACGAGGAAGACGUCAGCCGUCAGUUUUACACGUGCAGCUGUUUCACCACGGAUAACAUCUUCCUGGAGGACUACAAGCUGCAUGUCCGCUUCGAGUGCGAGCAGCAGUUCAGACUGGACUAUCAAACUGUGCUCAGGAGGCUCGGGUGCGUGACGGACACACAGCUUGAGGACGUGUUCAACAAGAUCUCACAGGAAGUGGACCGGCGAAGGCGUUUAGGUGCGACGUCUGCUGAGAGAGCUGCUGCUAUAAAAGACACGUACCUGCCUCUUCAUCCUCAUGUCUACCACCUGCAGGAGUCCUACCUCACACCGAAGUUCAAGCAGAUUGUUGAGUUCUGUCGAGGCAGCGACAUCAGGGAAGGAGGUCUCGGAGACUUGCUGAAGGAAGAAGCAGCUGCACGCGUGUUCCGCUUCCCUGUGUUUGAGAAGAGGUUCUGCGAGCAGCUGGUGGAGGAGCUGGAGCACUUUGAGCGGUCCCCCGCCCCCAAAGGACGACCCAACACCAUGAACCACUACGGGAUCCUCCUGAAUGAACUGGGCUUUGACGAGGGCUUCAUCACGCCGCUCCGUCAGCGCUACCUGAACCCGCUCACCUCCCUGCUGUACCCGGACUGUGGGGGGGGCCAUCUUGACAGCCACAAGGCCUUCGUGGUUAAAUACGACAUGAACGAAGACCUGGACCUGAGCUACCAUUACGACAACGCAGAGGUCACGCUUAACGUUUCCCUCGGCAAGGACUUCACAGAGGGGAACCUUUAUUUUGGUGAUAUGAGACAGGUGCCUUUAAGUGAGAUGGAGUGCUCGGAGGUUGAGCACAGGGUGACCGAGGGCCUCCUCCACCGGGGCCAACACAUGCACGGGGCCCUGCCCAUCUCCUCCGGCCAGCGCUGGAACCUCAUCAUCUGGAUGAGAGCGUCCCAGGAGCGCAACAAACUGUGUCCCAUGUGCAACAGGAGGCCGACGCUGGAAGAAGGGGACGGCUUUGCUGACGGCUUCACCAAACACUCCGACGCACCGCUGAACACUUUGUGUGUGUUGACGUGACGCAUCCUGCUGCCAUCAGACGUUCAUUAAGCCGAUGUGUGCAGGAUUUCAAAUCUGCUGCUUUGGCGCCCCCUGGUGGUCGUAUGAAGACUGGCAGACAGCGAUGCAGCGACUACCUCCGAUUAGAGGAGGCACGAUCAUCCAACAACCGAGAGCCGUUCCCGUUAGUUAUUUACACAAUGAACCAACUGCGGUCACUCAAUCCACACUUUGGAAAGCCGCCACUUAAAAUCGCUGGAUUGUAAAAGAAGAAACUGGGAAUUAAUUCCGACACAUUUUGACUGUAUUCCAAAUUGGAAUGAUAAAUAUUUAUUGAUUGUAAUAAUAAUAAUAAUAAUAAUAAUAAUAAUAAUAGUUCUAUACUUCUGUGUCCUACAGGUUCAUUGUGACGUCCCACUUUGUGACGAGUAUAUUUAUCGUCUCAAACAUCAGUCCAAUAAUAUCUCGUAUUUAUAUUGUAUGAUUGUAUUUUGUGCCAAAUAAUAAAACAAAGAUGAACUCGCUGACAGCAUCUUUUAUUAGUGUGUAAACAUCGGGAUCAUUUUAUAUAAAGUGGCACUACAGUGGUCCCAACAUUCCUGCUGCUGCUUCGUGCUGUUCCAUGGACCAACAGUCGGAGGCGGAAGAAGACUGAC